AUGAAGUUCCUUCUCGCACUCAGCUCUCUCGUGGCCUUCACACUAGCGUCCCCACUCGAUCCCAAUUAUGUUUACCCACUUCCCCAUGAAGGAAAUGAAGAAAAUGUCACUUUCCUAUUUUCCAACGAUUUCUCUUCCCAUCCGGACCCAGUUCACGUCACCGUUCCGCUUGACGGGUUUUACCGCAAUGUUGGAGACGCUGGAUCAGACAGAUACGUGUCUUCAAUCCUCCUGACCGACCAGUCCUCUGCACCGAAUUCUUUCAGCUGUGAUGUCUACGUGGUGGGAAGACUUUUUGACACCCUCACGACUGAUCACUCGAGUACUUCUCUCGGUAGGGAUGUUUUGUUCAAUGGCGUUUCGUUGCAAUGUAGGACCCAGCCUACGUGA
This is a messenger RNA of Penicillium verhagenii, 390 nucleotides long. RefSeq lists its product as uncharacterized. The transcript has a single exon. The record is from RefSeq and is a predicted model, not a curated record. NCBI's taxonomy places the organism in Eukaryota, Fungi, Ascomycota, Eurotiomycetes, Eurotiales, Aspergillaceae. The coding region runs from base 1 to 390 and encodes 129 amino acids.